This is a messenger RNA of Gaeumannomyces tritici R3-111a-1, 1067 nucleotides long. RefSeq lists its product as hypothetical. Gene Ontology annotation, molecular function: microtubule binding; calcium ion binding. The coding region runs from base 405 to 944 and encodes 179 amino acids. Gene Ontology annotation, biological process: spindle pole body duplication. Lineage: Eukaryota; Fungi; Ascomycota; Sordariomycetes; Magnaporthales; Magnaporthaceae. The record is from RefSeq and is a predicted model, not a curated record. The transcript has 2 exons. Gene Ontology annotation, cellular component: half bridge of spindle pole body; mitotic spindle pole body.
AUCUACCUCUAGGUCGCCGUCAUAGGCUCUGUCUCAGUCUCCUUUGGGCGGGUGCUUUUUUUUUCUUUUUCAAGUGGCCGAGUUGGGGGGACCGCACACCCCACAGCAUUCCCCACAGCAGCCUGGGGCCUGCAUCAUCACACCGAAGCUGCCGUCGGGGUCUUGUUUGCUUGCGGCGCGUCCAAAAAAUCGAGGCACGACCAACCGAGGGGCAGUCGCGUCAUUGUCUUGAAGGAAAGACAGGGCUGAACUGCCCCCCUCGGACACUCUCCCUUUCGGCGCGCCCAGCCUGGGAGCGAUACAAGAACACAAGGACCAGGCCACCAAACGCACGCGCGACGAAUGCCAACCGAAGCCGUCCUCCAGUAGUCGACAGUACCAGCCACAGACAACACGCAGACACAAUGAUGGGCACACGGAGCGCCUCCGGGCCGCAGGUCCCGUCGCGGGACGACUUCCUUAAGCUGCCAGACGAGCAGAAGACGCAGGUUAAUGAUGCAUUCAACGUUUUCGACGUCGACAGAGACGGCCGCAUCGACUACCACGAGUUCCGCUUCGCCCUGCGCGCGCUCGGCUUCGACCUGCCCAAGCCCGACACGUACGCGUUCCUGACCAAGCACGCGGUGCAGCCCGUCAACUGGGACCCUAGCCGGGAGUGCGGCCCCGUGUUCCGCGAGUUCACGCUGCCCAUCUUCCAGGCCAUCGCGGGCACCCUGAUAUUCCACCGCGACCCGGUCGAGGAGUGCCGGCGCGCCUUCCGGUUGUUCGACAGCAGCGGCCGCGGCAUGAUCACGGUGGAGGACCUGAGGCGCGUCGUGCAGGACAUUGGGCAGAACAUCGAGGAGAACGAGCUGAGCGCCAUGAUCCGCGAGUUCGACUCGGACGGCAAGGGCGGCGUCAACGAGGACGAGUUUGUACGCAUAAUGAUGCGCAACCGGGCUUAGCAAUCGCACUCGACUCCCCUUUUGCUUACUUGGUGCUCGAUAUAUCAAACAUCUGGGACCUCGUCUAUUUUGGUUGGGAGCCUUGGUACUUGAAUGACUGUUGCAUUUCUGCCUUUCGUCUUU